AUGAAUACAAAACUUAUUAUUUUGACAUUGUUCGUGUUUGGAAUAACAAUUGCCCAAUGUGGACGAAUAAAAAAACGAUAUUCUUCUGAUGAUUCUUCAGACGACUCGGGACAAGGUGAUGAUGGUGAUGAUCUCGAUUCUGAAAAACGUGCAAUAAGUCAAUUUUUACAAGAUCAAGAUGAAGCUAAUGAAUUUCUUGAACGUCGUAAUUUUGAAAAACGAUUAUUCUCAAGUGAUCCAUUAGACAAGAUGAAAGAAGCCAAGAAAGCAUAUGAAAAAGUUUGCGAACGAACAUUUCAUGCAACACGAUGGUGUCCAGAUUUAUCAACAUGGAAAGAUUGGCAACAAGCAUGGCUUCAAGCGGGCAGUGGUAAAAAGUGA
Molecule: messenger RNA, 381 nt
Organism: Didymodactylos carnosus
Lineage: Eukaryota; Metazoa; Rotifera; Eurotatoria; Philodinida; Philodinidae
Source: the annotation of a GenBank genome assembly